Messenger RNA from Asparagus officinalis (garden asparagus), 2311 nucleotides. RefSeq names its product CRS2-associated factor 1, chloroplastic. NCBI's taxonomy places the organism in Eukaryota, Viridiplantae, Streptophyta, Magnoliopsida, Asparagales, Asparagaceae. Bases 37 to 1788 code for a protein of 583 amino acids. Gene Ontology annotation, biological process: Group II intron splicing. The record is from RefSeq and is a predicted model, not a curated record. Gene Ontology annotation, molecular function: RNA binding. The transcript is spliced from 5 exons.
AACCCUAAGACAAAUCUCCAUCCUGCAUUUCGAAAGAUGCCUAAACCUCGAUUUGCCCCGGAACCUGACCCUGAGAAUGGAAUCGCUGUCACUGAGAAUGGAAUUGCGUAUAAGAUCAAAGAUGCGCCGUUUGAGUUCCAGUAUAGUUACACUGAGACUCCAAAGGUGAAGCCUUUGGCGCUGAGGGAGCAGCCGUACUUGCCAUUUGGUCCUGGGACAAUGCCGAGGCCGUGGACGGGGAGGAAGCCGUUGCCGGAGAGCAAGAAGAAGCUUCCGGAGUUUGAUUCAUUUAAGCUGCCUCCGGCGGGGAAGAAGGGGGUGAAGCCGGUGCAGCAUCCAGGGCCGUUCUUGAUGGGGGCAGGGCCGAAGUAUACGGCGAUGACGAGGGAGGAGGUUUUAGGGGAGCCGUUGACGGCGGAGGAGGUGAAGGAGUUGGUUAAGGGGUGUUUGAAGACUAAGAGGCAGCUCAAUAUGGGUAGGGAUGGUUUAACACACAACAUGUUGGAUAAUAUACAUGCUCAUUGGAAACGCCGGAGAGUGUGUAAGAUAAAAUGUAAAGGUGUAUGCACUGUUGACAUGGAUAACGUCCGUCAACAAUUGGAGGAAAAAACUGGAGGAAAGAUUAUAUACGGCAGAGGAGGAGUUAUUUUCCUAUUCCGUGGCCGAAAUUACAACUACAGAACCCGACCCAGAUAUCCUCUAAUGCUCUGGAAACCUGUGACACCAGUAUAUCCAAGGUUGGUUCAGAAGGCUCCAGAGGGAUUAACAUUGGAAGAAGCAAGUGAGAUGCGAAAGAGAGGACGCCAACUGCCCCCAUUAUGCAAGCUUGGAAAAAAUGGUGUAUAUUCCAACCUUGUUAGAAACGUUAGAGAAGCCUUUGAAGCGUGUGAGCUGGUGCGGAUUGACUGCAAGGAUAUGAACAAGAGUGAUUGUAGAAAAAUAGGUGCCAAACUAAAGGAUCUAGUCCCGUGUGUCUUAAUUUCCUUUGAAUUCGAACAUAUACUUAUGUGGAGAGGAAAAGACUGGAAGUCAUCUCUUUCGCCCCCAGAAGACAAUUCACAUAAACUUGUAGAAACAAGAACUGACGAUUCCCCAACUACUUCACCCAGUAUCUCUGAUUUGAAAAUCGAAGAAUCACUUGAGUUGAAUCCUGAGAAGAGCUCAAACCGAGAGCUCACAUCUGUAAUAUCUCAGGAAAAAAUAACUCCUACUGAAGAAAAGUUGGAUCUUUCCAUUUCAGAACAUAUGGGAGAUUCUACAAUUGUAACUUCCAAGGAGCUAAAUCCUGAAAUUACAAGCCAAAGCAUUUCUUCGAAUGGAUUUUCAAGCUUGGAAGAUAUUAAGGAUCUUUCUCAGCCAUCCUCGGAGAAUCCCACAGAUACUGACAUGAUUGAGACUCAGAGCAACACUGAGCUAAAGAAGAAAUGCUUAGAUGGAGUCAUGCUUCUUUUAAAUCAAGCUGUUGAGAGCGGCAGUGCCAUGAUUUUGGAUAAUGAGGAAUUAGAUGCUAAUAAUGUUUAUGAAAGGUCUGUUGCUCUUGCCAAGUCAGCUCCAGCUGGGCCAGUGUUUCAGCAUAGAAUCAGGAAAGUUAGGGUUCAGAAGAUUGAGAAAGAGAAGACAGAGAACAGCGAGGAGCUAGAUUUGGAGGUUGAAGCUAUUAUCAUCCCUGAGGAAAAAAGCAAUAGAAAUAGUUUCAGGAGUAAAAAAAGGGAGGGAACCAAAGAAGUACCAGGAGAUGUUCCUCGUGGCAGCUUGAGAGUAGAUGAGCUUGCGAAGCUUCUUGCUUAGAGCUAUGAACUCACUUUUUGGGUUGGAUAAACACAGAAAUCAUGAGCAUGAGGAAGCAAGUGCAAGGGAUGACUGAGGAUUUGUUCAAGAAGACAUUUGUGAAUCCAUUAUUGCUCAGUAAACAAAGAUGAGAGGAGACAGUUGAAGUGCAGUGCAAGUAGAUCGAGCCACAAAAUUACAAGCAGAACGACCUUGAAGUGUAGAAUAUAUGACGAGGUAAUUGAACUACUUUUGACAUUGAUUUGUAUCUAAGUGUUCAUCUACAUAUGAAACAGAGAGAAUCAUUUGUGAAGUAUCUGCACAGUUUUGUUUCUAUCCUUAAUUACAUAUUUGAUAGACUGAAAGAACUCACAGAUGCUGCUUCUGAUUAGCACUCCAUGGCAUCAUCAGACAUGUGGUAGCUACUUGGAACCGAGAUAUGUAAUACGAACGAUUACUUUUUAAAAAAAGUCAUGUGCCUUGAGUAUUGAAGCUUCUUCUUGUUUUGAUUGUAUAUUUGAUAAUAAAUGAUGUCUCUCUUUGG